AUGUCAAGCAGAACAUUAGAGAGCCUGCCUUCAGUACCCACCAAGUUUACAAAAUCGCUGCCAUGCGAUAUCUAUACAGCCAAAGUAACCGAGACAAAUCAAACCAACUUGAUGCGCACACCUAGGCCUGUCCACGGAGCUGUCUAUUCGCACGUAUAUCCCGAAAAAGCACCCGAUCCUCGUUUAUUAGCAUUAUCUAAACCUGCAUGCAAAGAUUUGGAUCUAGAUGUCAACGAUAUAUUGAAUGACUCUCAAAAGUUUGUAUCGGUAUUUUCUGGAAAUGAGAUUCUGCCAGAUACUCGACCUUGGUCGCUUUGUUAUGCAGGACAUCAAUUUGGGUUUUUCGCGGGCCAGUUGGGCGAUGGAAGAGCAGUAUCAUUGUUUGAAUCAGUAAAUUCCAGAGGAGAAUCAUGGGAAAUACAGUUGAAGGGUGCAGGUCGCACACCUUACUCUCGCUUUGGUGAUGGCUAUGCAGUGCUGCGAUCCAGUAUUCGAGAGUUCUUGAUGUCUGAACACAUGCAUGCUUUGGGUGUGCCGACGACCAGAGCACUGGCACUGAUUGAGACAACAAGAGAUGUGUAUCGAGAUGAUGGGCCCAAAGGAAAGCAACCUGAAACUGGUGCUAUUGUUGCUCGCAUGUCACCCUCUUGGCUAAGAUUUGGCAAUUUUGAAAUGUUUUACUCUCGAGAUGAUAUGGAUAAUGUGCGACGUUUAGCUGAUUAUGCUAUAGAUCAAGUAGUCAAGGAUAACGAACAUGCAGGUCCUGGAAACAAGUACGCAAGAUUCUUUAGAAAUGUCACAAAGAGUACGGCAGAGAUGGUUGCGGAAUGGCAGGCUAUUGGAUUCAACCAUGGUGUGAUGAAUACAGACAACAUGUCAAUUUUGGGCUUGACAAUGGACUACGGACCGUUCCAAAUCAUGGAUUACUAUGACCCUUCAUAUACUUGCAAUCACUCGGACGAGUCUGGACGGUAUGCAUUUCAUCGUCAGCCUUCUGUUUGCUUAUUCAAUUUGGUAAAGUUGAGUGUGCCUUUAUUUGAAUUGAUCGGCGCAGGUGAAAAAGUAGAUGAAUUGGUGUUUGCAGACAUCACAAAUGAAACUAGACAAGGCGUUACUGAUGAAGACACACUGGAAGAAUAUCGCAACCAAGGCAGAGCAUUUGUGCAAGAAUUGCUCAAUAAUGAAUUCAAAGUUUACUUUAUGGACCGUCUCCUGACUAAAAUGCGAAGUAAGAUAGGUCUUUUGGAAGCCUCGAGCUCUCAGAGCGACAUGGAUGAUGUGGUUAUUCCUCUCUUGAAUUGGCUGACUACCUAUCACAUUGAUUACCAUCGCUUUUACAGAUCUUUAUCAAACUACAGGAUUACAGAACACGGUGAAGACGCAGAUGCGGAUAAGGCAAUCACAGAAUGGCUUGACAUCAAAACUGAAGAAGACACUCAAGCUGAGGCGAGUAAGGAAGCUUUGAAACCUUGGUUGGCUAUAUAUCGCCAUCGCCUGUUGAAGGACAAGGUGGAUAAUGAUGACCGUAAACAACGCAUGGAUGCAGUGAAUCCUCGCUUUGUACUUCGAAAUUCUAUCGCUGAAGAUGUCAUUCAAGCCUUUGAUGAUGACACAAACGAAGACGAAGCCAAGGAAAUUCUAAACGCUUGCUUGAAUGCCUGUAUCAAUCCAUUCAAGGACCACUAUGAGGAUAAACGUGUGGAAGAUUGGAUUAAUAGCCCUGUACCUGUAAGUAUUUAUUAG
Molecule: messenger RNA, 1743 nt
Organism: Mucor velutinosus
Lineage: Eukaryota; Fungi; Mucoromycota; Mucoromycetes; Mucorales; Mucoraceae
Exons: 4
Coding region: 1-1743 (580 amino acids)
Biological process (GO): protein adenylylation
Cellular component (GO): mitochondrion
Molecular function (GO): AMPylase activity
Source: RefSeq, a predicted model, not a curated record